Knipowitschia caucasica is the source of this 1047-nucleotide messenger RNA. The record is from the annotation of a GenBank genome assembly. NCBI's taxonomy places the organism in Eukaryota, Metazoa, Chordata, Actinopteri, Gobiiformes, Gobiidae.
CCAGAGGACAGGACCAGAGGACAGGGACCAGAGGACAGGGACCAGAGGACAGGGACCAGAGGACAGGGACCAGAGGACAGGGACCAGAGGACAGGAACCAGAGGACAGGGACCAGAGGACAGGGACCAGAGGACAGGGACCAGAGGACAGGGACCAGAGGACAGAAACCAGAGGACAGGGACCAGAAGACAGAAACCAGAGGACAGGAACCAGAUGACAGGAACCAGAGGACAGGGACCAGAGGACAGGGACCAGAGGACAGGGACCAGAGGACAAGAACCAGAGGACAGGAACCAGAGGACAGGGACCAGAGGACAGGGACCAGAGGACAGGAACCAGAGGACAGGAACCAGAGGACAGGAACCAGAGGACAGGGACCAGAGGACAGGGACCAGAGGACAGGGACCAGAGGACAGGGACCAGAGGACAGGGACCAGAGGACAGGAACCAGAAGACAGGAACCAGAAGACAGGAACCAGAAGACAGGAACCAGAAGACAGGAACCAGAAGACAGGAACCAGAAGACAGGAACCAGAAGACAGGAACCAGAAGACAGGAACCAGAAGACAGGAACCAGACGACAGGAACCAGAAGACAGGAACCAGAAGACAGGAACCAGAAGACAGGAACCAGAAGACAGGAACCAGAAGACAGGAACCAGAAGACAGGAACCAGAAGACAGGAACCAGAGGACAGGGACCAGAAGACAGGGACCAGAGGACAGGGACCAGAGGACAGGAACCAGAGGACAGGGACCAGAGGACAGGGACCAGAGGACAGGAACCAGAAGACAGGAACCAGAAGACAGGAACCAGAAGACAGGAACCAGAAGACAGGAACCAGAAGACAGGAACCAGAGGACAGGGACCAGAAGACAGGGACCAGAGGACAGGGACCAGAGGACAGGAACCAGAAGACAGGAACCAGAGGACAGGGACCAGAGGACAGGGACCAGAGGACAGGGACCAGAGGACAGGAACCAGAGGACAGGGACCAGAGGACAGGAACCAGAGGACAGGGACCAGAGGACAGCAUAAUAAGUCCUGA